This is a messenger RNA of Alligator mississippiensis (American alligator), 1876 nucleotides long. RefSeq names its product zinc finger protein 239-like. The record is from RefSeq and is a predicted model, not a curated record. Gene Ontology annotation, biological process: regulation of transcription by RNA polymerase II. The transcript is spliced from 2 exons. Gene Ontology annotation, molecular function: RNA polymerase II cis-regulatory region sequence-specific DNA binding; DNA-binding transcription factor activity, RNA polymerase II-specific. The coding region runs from base 91 to 864 and encodes 257 amino acids. NCBI's taxonomy places the organism in Eukaryota, Metazoa, Chordata, Crocodylia, Alligatoridae.
CCGCGGCCCAGAGCGGCCGCCAGCACUUCCGGUCCGCCCACCCCGGGGUCCGGCCGCCGCCGCCAGGCCCGGAGGCAGCGGUGCGGGCCCAUGAGCGGGAGCGAGGAGGAGGAGCCGCCGCCGCCGCCGCCGGGCGCGCCGGAGCCCGAGCCCGAGCCCGAGCCCGAGCCCGAGCCGCCCCCGCCCGGCCCCGGGAAGCGGGCGCGGGGGGCGCGGCGGGGCGGGGGCGCGUGCGGGGAGUGCGGGAAGGCGUUCGGGCGCGCGGCGCACCUGGCGCGGCACCAGCGGGCGCACGAGCGGCAGCGCCCGGCCGCCUGCGCCGACUGCGGGAAGCGCUUCGCCCGCAGCUCCACGCUGGCCGAGCACCGGCGCGUGCACACGGGCGAGAAGCCGUUCGCCUGCGCGGCCUGCGGGAAGCGCUUCGCGCAGAGCUCGCACCUGCUCACGCACCAGCGCAUCCACACGGGCGAGAAGCCCUACGGCUGCGCCGUCUGCGGGAAGCGCUUCCACCAGAACUCGCACCUGGUCACGCACCGCCGCACCCACACGGGCGAGAAGCCCUACCAGUGCCCCCAGUGCCGCGAGCGCUUCAGCCGCAGCUACACGCUGGCCCGGCACCAGCGCAGCCACACGGGCGAGCGCCCCUACGCCUGCCCGGACUGCGGCAAGGCCUUCGGCCUCAGCUCCACGCUGGCCAGCCACCGCCGCACCCACACCGGCGAGAAGCCCUACCGCUGCGCGCGCUGCGGCAAGAGCUUCACCCGCAGCUCCACGCUGGCGCAGCACCAGCGCACGCACGCCGGCGACAAGCUCUACACCUGCCCCUGCUGCAACAAGGUGGCCUGCGCCAGCCUCUUCUUCUGAGCGCGGCCGGAGGAAGGACCCCGCUUCUGCCGGGAGAGCCGGCUUGCGCUGGGGCUCCACCGCCUGCUCCCCACUGCCCGCGGGGCAAGAGGACUCGGGAACCGAGGGCCGGGGUUGCGGGCACUGAGCUCCUACCGCUGCCUGCCAGCACCAGCGAGAUCCUAAAUACCUUCGGUUGGCCGCAGCAGAAGGGCAGCCUGCAGCCGGCACCCCGCGUAGGCCGUGCUGCCCGGACUGGGGCCUGCAGGGCGGCGUGCUGGCCGUGGGCCCCGAUCGCUGGGGCUGGGUUCCUGCGUUCUCACAGGGCCUCUUCCCCCCCCCCCUCCCCGGGCGUCUGUACCUGCUUCUCCGUCAGCACCAGCGUCGCUGCCACGGGGCGCCUACGACGACGCCGAUGGAGCAGACCUGCCUGCCAAGGACCGAGCAGCUCCCACGCGAGGGCUGCAGCUUGAGGCGUCCAGUGGUCGCUGGGUUACAUCAGAGGCGCUGAGCUGGGGGGUGGCGCGGCGCACGCAGCCAUCAGGAAGGGUCUGAGUGCGGCGAGCGUGACGUCCUCUGCGCCCACAGACAACGGACGGGCGCCAGCUCAGCCGCUGGCAGAGCAAAGCUGAGCUGGGUGCUGGCCCUGGAGAGACGGCCGCCAAGGAAACAGCAGUCCCUCCAGGGCAGCGCGGCCCUCGCUGCAGGGGGCAUCAGGGCAGGGCCAGGCAGCGGGCACGGCCCUGAGCUGACCCUGGGGGAGCAGUGCAGCGAUGUGUGGGACCAGGGCUGCUGUGGGCUAGGACAGAGCCGGCCGAGGGGACCACGUGUUGAGGAGCUCCCAAACCGCUGUAGCAGCACCCCGCCGACGCUUUGCAGAGGGAGCUGGGAAAAUGCCCUGCUAGAGCAGGAAGAGGUGCCUCCCGCCUGCCCUUCUCUGGGGAGGGGCAGCACAUCCAGGUGAUGGGUGCCCGGGAGGAAGGUCAAGGCUGGGGCCUCCAUCCCUGAUGAACAAUAAAUGAGUUAACAUCUC